Messenger RNA from Acomys russatus (golden spiny mouse), 1632 nucleotides. RefSeq names its product serpin family E member 3 (gene Serpine3). Gene Ontology annotation, molecular function: serine-type endopeptidase inhibitor activity. The coding region runs from base 306 to 1535 and encodes 409 amino acids. The record is from RefSeq and is a predicted model, not a curated record. Gene Ontology annotation, biological process: negative regulation of endopeptidase activity. The transcript is spliced from 10 exons. NCBI's taxonomy places the organism in Eukaryota, Metazoa, Chordata, Mammalia, Rodentia, Muridae.
CUCAAAGACUGAUCUAUUGUUUUCUCUCCAGGAGGAGGGGAGAAGCAUUAGGUACCUGGCACCCAGCAAAACCCAGAGUUACCGUGGAAUUCUUCAAGAACCUCCACACUCCAGGAAUUUGGACCGAGUGGUAGAGACAUCGCGGGCAGAGACGGCAAUCGCCAGCUUCCUCCCUGUGAUGUCUUGUGAUUCAGAGCACAUUCUGCUCCACUCUUUUAAAAAGGGCAGCAUGUCGAUGCUGGAGACACAAGAACAGACUCGAACUAGGACACUCCCAUUCGAUCAGAGUCGGUGUGCCAGCCUCCAUGCUGCCUCUCCUGCAGGGCACCCUCUUUCUUCUCUCCUCCUGCAUCUCAGCAGGAGGAGGUAGCUCCCUCGGCGAAGGCCUGUGGCUACUGAAGACCGAGUUUGCCCUCCACCUCUACCGGAGUGCAGCAGCGGAAAGAAAUGGGACAAACUUUGCCAUCUCACCUGCUGGUGUGUCCCUCUCCCUGGAGAUCCUGCAGUUUGGAGCCAGGGGCAACACCGGCUGGCAGCUGGCAGGUGCCCUGGGCUAUACUGUGCAAGACCCAAGAGUGAGAGAAUUUCUGCACACUGUUUAUACCACAUUGCACAACUCCAGUCAAGGCAUCGGGAUGGAGCUGGCCUGCACCCUUUUCACGCAAACGGGAACAUCUCUGUCUCCUUGCUUUGUGGAGCAGGUCUCCUGGUGGGCCAACAGCAGUGUGGAGCCAGCUGACUUCAGCGAUCCCAACAGCACCACCACGGAGGUCUCGGAAGGCACAGAGAGAGAGAAUGCUUUUCUGCCUAUAGGUGAAGGCCCAGGUAGCCCACUGUGGGGCCAGGCUGGUACCCCAUCUACUUGCCUCUCCCGGCUCUCCAUCGUGAGUACCAUGACCUUCCAAAGCACCUGGCAGAAGAGAUUCUCCUCCAUGGCCUCGCAGCCCCUGCCUUUCACCUGUGCCCAUGGCCUCAUCCUUCCAGUCCCAGCGAUGCACCAAGUGGCAGAGGUCAGCUAUGGCCAGUUCCAGGAUGCUGCAGGCCACGGGGUAGACGUUCUGGAGCUGCUGUACCUGGGAAGGAUGGCCAGUUUGUUCCUGGUACUUCCUCAAGACAAGCACACCCCUCUGGACCACAUUGAACCACACCUCACAGCCAGAGUCAUCCACCUCUGGACCACCAGGCUGAAGAGAGCCAGGAUGGACGUGUUCCUCCCCAAAUUUAGGAUCCAAAAUCAGUUCGACUUAAAAAACAUUUUAAGAUCAUGGGGUAUCACUGAUCUUUUUGACCCACUCAAAGCUAACUUGAAAGGAAUUUCAGGCCAAGCUGGCUUUUAUGUUUCUGAAGCAACCCACAAGGCCAAGAUGGAGCUUUCAGAGGAUGGCACCAAGGCAUCUGCAGCCACAGCUGUGCUGCUGCUGAGGAGGUCUCGAACCCCUGCUUUUAAAGCAGAUCGACCCUUCAUCUUUCUUCUGAGAGAACACAGCACAGGGUUUGUCUUCAGUAUUGGGAGAGUUUCAAAUCCCCUUGACUAAAAUAGCAGAUCUCAAGAAUGUUCUACGUAUGUGUUCCUUCAUAAAUAUUUACAAUUUUUAAGGGUAUGUGAUUUCCAAAUAUUAUUAAUCUAAAAAU